AUGGCAGAACUGUGCCGCAUGGAUUCCACGCUGACGGCUCUGGAUGAGGAGAUGCUCUGGGACAUGCUGGAGAGCCACCGCUGCAAGAUCGUACAGAGCAUCUGCCCCAGCCGCCUCACCCCCUACCUGCGCCAGGCCAAGGUGCUGGGCCAGCUGGAUGAGGAGGAGGUCCUCCACAGCCCCCGAUUCACCAACAGUGCCAUGAGAGUUGGGCACCUGUUGGAUCUGCUGAAGGCCCGAGGGAAGAAUGGGGCUGUCGCCUUCCUGGAAAGCCUGAAGUUCCACAACCCUGAUGUCUACACCCUGGUCACUGGGCUGCAGCCUGACAUCGACUUCAGCACCUUCAGCGGUCUCAUGGAGACAUCCAAGCUGACUGAGUGCCUGGCUGGGGCCAUCAGCAGCCUGCAGGAGGAGCUGGCCCAGGAGAAGGCGCAGAAGGAGAUGCUGCUUCGGAGAUGCCAGCAGCUGAAGGAGCGCCUGGGCUUGGCCGAGGCCCGUGCAGAGGGCCUGCUCCAGCUGGAGGUUGACCAUAGCCGCAUGAAGCGUGAGGUCAGUGCCCACUUCCACGAGGUCCUGAAGCUGAAGGAUGAGAUGCUGAACCUGUCACUGCACUACAGCAACGCACUUCGGGAGAAAGAACUGGCUGCCACACGCUGCCACAGCCUGCAGGAGGAGCUCUACCUGGUGAAGCAGGAACUACAGAGGGCAAGCCUUGUGUCUUCAUGUGAACGGGAAUCUCGAGAGAGGUCCCUGAGGCUGGCCAGUGACCUGGAGUGUGAGGGAGAGGAACUGAACCGUCUUAAGGAGGAGAACGAAAAACUCCGCUCCAUGACCUUCAGCCUGGUGGAGAAGGACAUUCUGGAACAGAGCCUGGAUGAGGCCCGGGAGAGCAAGCAAGAGUUGGUGGACCGCAUCCACUCACUGCGGGAGCGAGCGGUGGCCGCAGAGAGGCAGCAGAAGCAGUACUGGGAGGAGAAAGAACAGACCCUACUCCAGUUCCGGAAGACCCAGGUGGACUGUGAGCUGUACCGAGAAAAGAUGACCACACUUCAGGGCCAGGUGGCCGAGCUGCAGAAGGAACGUGACCAGGCGUACACGGCGAGGGACGGUGCCCAGAUGGAGAUGUCUCAGCGCCUGGUGGAGAAGGAUGCCCUGCGCAGGAGAGUGUUCGAGCUGACAGAGCAGGUCUGCGAGCUGCGCACUCAGCUGCGCAGGCUGCAGGCAGAGCCGCCGCCGCCAGGAGGACCCAAGCAGGAAGCUGGAGCCAGGGAACUCUGCCUCCGGGGGAAGCAGCGGCUUGUGCGGAUGCAUGCCGUGUGCCCACCAGAUGACAGUGACGGCAGCCUCCUCAGCUCCACUGAGUCCCGGCUGUGGUGGGACCUGAAUCCCACAUCCAGCCGUGAGCAGAUGGACAGCUUCCGCUCCAGCAGUCCCAUGCCUCCCAGCCAGCAGUCCCUAUACAAGCGGGUGGCAGAGGACUUCCUGCAAGACCCUGAGUCUCUAAGCUUCCCAGACGUCCUGGAGGUACGUCUUCAAGGGGCUACAGGGGACGACACAGACACAGACCUGGAGUAUGAGAUACUAGAUGGAGCAGAUCUCUCCCAGUCAGAGGACAGCCUGCCUGAGUCUUCACAGAGCCUAAAUGUCUCAGAAAGCAACGUCCCUGUGAGGCGGAGGCCAGCUCGCAAGAUCCUGAGCCAGGUCACAGUGCUGGCAUUCAAAGGGGACGCGCUGCUGGAGCAGAUAGGUGUCAUUGGCGGGAACCUCACCGGUAUCUUCAUUCACCGUGUCACCCCGGGCUCUGCAGCCGAUGAGUUGGCUUUGCGUCCCGGCACCCAGAUCAUGAUGGUGGAUUACAAGCCAACUGAGCCAUCAUUAAGGGCCACUCUGGAGAAUACCACGCUGGAGCAGGCUGUGGGGCUUCUCAGGAGGGUGAAUGGUUCCUGCUACCUGUCUGUGAAGAUCAACACUGAAGGUUAUAAGAACUUAAUCCAGGACCUAGAUGCCAAAAUGGUGACCUCUGGGGAUUCCUUCUACAUCCGAGUCAACCUGGCCAUGCAUCGAAAGGGAGUGGGGGAGCUGCAUGCACACUGCAAUGAUAUCCUGCAUGUCACUGACACCAUGUUCCAAGGCCGAAGCUGCUGGCAUGCUCAUCACGUGAACCCUUACACCAUGAAAGACAUGGAACCUGGCACCAUCCCCAACUAUUCACAGGCUCAGCAGCAGCUCCUGGCCCUCAUCCAGGACAUGACUCAACGGUGCACAGUUCCCCGAAAGCCUUCCGGAGGACCACAGAAGUUAGUCCGAAUUGUCAGUGUGGACAAAGCUGGCGCCAGUUCUCUCUCUUCGUCCUUUGACCAAGGCCAGCGGACUUCUGGCGGGGAGGAAGGUGGCUCCAGCAUGUGCUUCUGGGCAGAGAACUGCUUCACCCUGGCCCCAUACACCCUGGUGCACCCCCACAGGCCUGCCCGGCCCCGGCCUGUGCUCUUCGUGCCCAGAGUAGUUGGGAAGAUCCUGAGUAAAAAGCUCUGCCUCCUCCAAGGCUUUAAGCAGUGUCUGGCAGAGUACUUGAGCCAAGAGGAGUAUGUCACCUGGAGCCAGAAAGGAGAUAUCAUCCAGGAGGGAGAGUCAAUAGGUGACCACCACUGGGUCACCCGGCAUGCUGUGGAGUCCCUCAUGAAUACGAGCACCCAUGCCCUGCUGGAUGUCCGGCUGGACAGUGUCCGUGUCCUGCACAGGAUGGACAUCUUCCCUAUCAUCAUUCAUGUCUCUGUCAAUGAGAAGACAGCAAAGAGACUCAGGAAGGGCCUGCAGCGGCUUGGCACCUCGGAGGAGCAGUUCCUGGAGGCGGCGCGGCAGGAGGAGGGCGAAUUGGACAGAGUGCCCUGUCUGUACAGCAGCCUGGCCUCUGACAACUGGAGUGACCUGGACAGUCUGCUCAGCUGUGUGCGCCUGGCCAUUGCAGAUGAGCAGAAGAAAGUGGUGUGGACGGAGCAGAGCCCCUGCUGAAGCCCCGACCUGGCUUAGGACUGUGGUGACCUCCAUGCGUCUGUCAGCAAACAACCCUACUUCCUUCUCUGGUCAGGGUCUGACCUCAUGAUGUGCUCACAGCAGCCAGGGUGCAAAUGAUGACGCCACCUUCACACAGCACGGCCUGGGCUGAUGGAGGACUGGAGAACAUUCUGCCAUGUGGAGGUCCUUCCUAAGACGGGCUCAGUGCCAGUGCCCCAACCUCCUGUGAUAAUGGGAAUAGCUUCAUGGGGACUGUCCCCUCCAUUUACAUUUUCGAUGUCAGGGGAAUCUUGCAAGCUUACAGGAGCAGCCAUCCCUGCCCAGGGCAGGGGCACAGACUCCGGGCACCGAGGGCACGGCUGACUCACCACAGCUAACAGCCAAUGCUGCCAGACACCUGCAGACAAGGUUGCCAUGGCACCCAGACUUGAGUUGCUCUUUGACUCAUGGCCUCACGCCCAGCCCCAAACACCUGGUUGCUCUGGUAGAUGUCCUGGACAGAGCCAAUGGACUCUUCCCGAGAGAACUUACUCUCAGACUGACAUUACUCUCUGGUCCUUCCCGGGGUGCAUCACACCACACUCGGUGAUGCCAUCACCUAGUCAUAA
Peromyscus eremicus (cactus mouse) is the source of this 3620-nucleotide messenger RNA. It is a transcript of the gene Card14, whose product is annotated as caspase recruitment domain family member 14. Gene Ontology annotation, biological process: regulation of apoptotic process. Bases 1 to 3009 code for a protein of 1002 amino acids. Lineage: Eukaryota; Metazoa; Chordata; Mammalia; Rodentia; Cricetidae. The transcript is spliced from 20 exons. The record is from RefSeq and is a predicted model, not a curated record. Gene Ontology annotation, molecular function: protein binding.